AUGGAGGAGAGUUGGAGCGCCUGCCUCCAGAGCCUCGAGGGCCAUAGAAGCUCUGUCCUUUCGGUUGGCUUCUCCCGCCAACGCAAGCUUAUCGCUUCGGCGGCACACGACCGCACUAUCAGGGUGUGGGAUGCCAGCAGUGGAAAAUGCCUCCAAACCCUCAAGGGCCAUAGCGAUUCGGUCUACUCGGUUGUUUUCUCUCAUGAUUCUAAGUCCCUCGCCUCAGCUUCGUACGAUCGCACUAUCAAAGUGUGGGAUACCAGUAACGAGAACUGCCUCCUAACCCUUGAGGGCCAUAUCGGCCCGGUUGUUUCGGUCGUCUUCUCUUAUGAUUCUACACUGCUUGCCUCAGCUUCGUACGAUGAGACUGUUAAGGUGUGGGAUAUCAGUAACGAGAAAUGCCUACAUACCCUUAAAGACCAUAAUGGCCUGGUCAGUUCGGUCGUCUUCUCUUAUGAUUCUAAGUUCAUUGCCUCAGCUUCGGACGAUGAGACCGUCAAGGUGUGGGAUUUAGGGAGCGAGAAAUGCCUCCAGACAUUCGAGGGCCAUAGCGGCCGGGUUCAUUCAGUCGCCUUCUCUCAUGAUUAUCAGCGCCUCGCCUCAGCUUCGUACGACCGCACUAUCAGGGUAUGGGAUACCAGGGACGGCCGAUGCCUCCAGAUCCUUAAGGGCCAUAGCGACUCGGUCAGUUCAGUCGUCUUCUCUCAUGACUCUAAGCUCCUCGCCUCAGCUUCGUACGAUCGCACUAUCAAGUUGUGGGAUACCCGUAACGAGAGAUGCCUCCAAACUCUUGAGGGCCAUAGUGGCUGGGUCAACUCAGUCGCCUUCUCCCAUGAUUCAAAGCUCAUCGCCUCAGCUUCGCGCGAUGAGACCGUUAAGAUGUGGGAUACUAACAGCGGUCAAUACCCCCAGACCCUCAAGGAUCAUAGCGGGCGGGUUCAUUCAGUCGCCUUCUCUCAUGACUCUAAGCGCCUCGCCUUCUCUCAUGACUCUAAGCGCCUCGCCUCAGCUUCGUACGACCGCACUAUCAGGGUAUGGGAUACCAGUAACGAGAACUGCCUCCUAACCCUUGAGGGCCAUAUCGGCCCGGUUGUUUCGGUCGUCUUCUCUUAUGAUUCUGAACUCCUUGCCUCAGCUUCGUGCGACGAGACCGUUAAGAUAUGGGAUACUAAAAGCGGUCAAUGCCUCCAGACCCUCAAGGGCCAGAACGGUUCGGUCAACUCGGUCGCCUUUUCCCGUGAUUCUAAGCUCGUCGCCUUUGGUUCGCCCAAUGAGACCGUUACUGUAUGGGAUGCAAGCAGCGGCCAAUACGUCCGGACCCUCAAGGGCCAUAGCGGCUUGGUUAGCUCGGUCGCCUUCUCCUAUGAUUUCAAGUACAUCGCUUCGGGCUCGCUCAAUGAGAACGUCACGGUAUGGGAUGCAAGCAACGGCCAAUAUAUCCGGACCCUCAAGGGCAAGAGUGGCUUGGUCAAUUCGGUCACCUUCUCCCGUGAUUCUAAGAUCAUCGCCUCGGCUUCAGUCAAUGUCUUAUCAGACGACGGUUUCAUUCAUGUAUGGAAUGUCAGCAGCGGCGAGUGCCUACAGACUCUUCGUGUUAAAAGAAAAGUUAAUGUAAUAUCGUUCGACACUACCAACUCAUAUCUCGAAACUGACAAUGGUACCAUCUGUUUACCUUCAAUUUCGGAUAUAAGAGCGACCGGGACCGAUGCCGAAGUGCCGAGAUUUGAGGGAUAUAGUAUAAGUGACGAUGGUAGAUGGAUCACUUGGAACUCAAAGGAAUUGGUAUGGUUACCACCGGAGUACCGCUCACUUACUUCCGCCGUGUCACUGUCGACAAUAUGUCUUGGUUGUCCUUCAGGACGAGUACUAGUAUUUACCUUUGAUUCUGCGAGACUAUUACAUGUCCUUGGUGGGGGCUGA
Messenger RNA from Penicillium soppii, 1920 nucleotides. RefSeq names its product WD40 repeat domain-containing protein. Gene Ontology annotation, molecular function: ubiquitin binding. The record is from RefSeq and is a predicted model, not a curated record. The transcript has a single exon. The coding region runs from base 1 to 1920 and encodes 639 amino acids. NCBI's taxonomy places the organism in Eukaryota, Fungi, Ascomycota, Eurotiomycetes, Eurotiales, Aspergillaceae. Gene Ontology annotation, biological process: proteasome-mediated ubiquitin-dependent protein catabolic process; ubiquitin recycling. Gene Ontology annotation, cellular component: cytoplasm; nucleus.